Molecule: messenger RNA, 694 nt
Organism: Gracilinanus agilis (Agile Gracile Mouse Opossum)
Lineage: Eukaryota; Metazoa; Chordata; Mammalia; Didelphimorphia; Didelphidae
Product: UDP-N-acetylhexosamine pyrophosphorylase-like protein 1
Exons: 4
Biological process (GO): UDP-N-acetylglucosamine biosynthetic process
Molecular function (GO): UDP-N-acetylglucosamine diphosphorylase activity
Source: RefSeq, a predicted model, not a curated record
AUGGCAAUGGUGGUUUGUACCGAGCCCUGGUGGACAAUGGGAUUUUGGGGGACAUGGAGCGCCGUGGAGUACAGUACGUCCACGUGUACUGUGUGGAUAACAUCCUCGUUAAAAUGGCGGACCCUGUCUUCAUUGGCUUCUGUGUGCUGAAGGGUGCAGAUUGUGGGGCCAAGGUCGUGGAGAAGGCCUACCCCACAGAGCCUGUGGGUGUGGUGUGCCAGGUGGAUGGCAUUUACCAGGUGGUGGAAUACAGUGAGGUGGGCCUGGACACGGUGCAGCGCCGGGAUGAGAGCGGGAAUCUGGUCUUCAACGCAGGCAACAUAUGCAACCACUUCUUUACCCGGAGCUUCCUGCAGACUGUUACUCGGGAAUUUGAGCCUUUACUGAAGUCACAUGUUGCCAUCAAGAAGGUCCCUUUUGUGGAUGAGGAUGGAAAUCUGGUAAAGCCUCUCAAGCCAAAUGGAAUAAAGAUGGAGAAGUUCGUGUUUGAUGUGUUCCAGUUCUCAAAAAACUUUGUUGCCUUUGAAGUCCUGAGAGAAGAGGAAUUCUCUCCCUUAAAAAAUGCAGACACCGCGAACAAAGACAGCCCCACCACUGCCCGGCAGGCCCUCCUAGCUCAGCACUACCGUUGGGCCGUGCGGGCUGGUGCCCACUUCUUAGAUGAAAAUGGAGUCAGGAUUCCAGAGCAGCCCAG